Messenger RNA from Saccharomycodes ludwigii, 2556 nucleotides. RefSeq names its product Vps53p (gene VPS53). NCBI's taxonomy places the organism in Eukaryota, Fungi, Ascomycota, Saccharomycetes, Saccharomycodales, Saccharomycodaceae. The record is from RefSeq and is a predicted model, not a curated record. The transcript has a single exon. Gene Ontology annotation, cellular component: GARP complex. The coding region runs from base 1 to 2556 and encodes 851 amino acids. Gene Ontology annotation, biological process: retrograde transport, endosome to Golgi.
AUGGAUUCCAUUGAGUACGAUCCUCUAGAAGAUUUAACUGAGAUACUUUCAACCUCAGAUGCCAUUGACCAACUGGAUGAUUUGAUCGAUGGUUUACAAUCCUAUAAAAAAACUUUGGGCGAACAAAUAAACAUCACUUCCAUUGCAUGUGUUAAGGAAACUGAAAAGGAAAAUAAUAACAUAGACUUUUCGAUCAUCGAUGAAAUGGUUUCCACUUACAAUGAUUACAUUGAUCGCUCAGAAACCACACAAUCUGCAAUUUCAUUAUUAACACAAGAUAUUUCUACUUUAGAUAGAGCCAAAAAAAAUAUUACCCAAUCAAUCAAUAUAUUUUCUAAUUUGCAAGCGUUAUGUGAUAGUUAUGUUUUUUGUAAUAAAUAUUUACCCACAUUAAAAUUCAUUGAAAUAUCUAAAAAAUAUAGUUUAAUGUGCACCUUAUCUGAAUUUUUUUCUAAGGAGUAUAAAAGCGUUGAUGAAAUUAAUAAUUUAUUAAAAUUAGUUCAGGUUUUAAAAAACAACACUAUUGCAAGUAUUAAAAAAUGCUAUGUCAACCUGUUUAACGGGGAACUAUCAUCAUCAGCAGAAGAAGAAGCAGUAAAUCAACAGGAACUUAGCGUGGGUGUGUCCAAAAUUCUCGAUGCAGACCGUCCCAGUGUUAAAGCGGAUAUGAUAUACUGGAUUAUAGAUUCCAAAGUGUUGUAUGAACUUAAGGAAGUUUUCCAAGUUGAUGAUGAAGCCUCUUCUUUGGAAAAUUUGUCUAGAAGAUUUGUUUUUUUUAAAAAAGUUUUAAAUAAUUUUCAAGCAAAAUAUGCAAACUAUUUUCCCAAGGAAUGGGCUAUGGCUUACCAAAUUACUAAAGAGUUUUAUUCACUGACCAGAAAAGAUUUAAGAAUUAUAUUGAAAAGAGAAUUAUCUGGUGUUGGAGGUAGUAACAAUAUUGGCAACGUGACUACGUUAUUUAUGGAAUCUUUACAAACUACAAUGGAUUUUGAAAAAUAUAUUAAAGUGAAGUUUAGCAACAGGCUGAUAAAAGAUAAAAUACCAACUAUCUCUUCCUGUUUUGAGCCAUUUAUUACCAUUUGGAUAAACAACCAAAAUGUAACCAUCAAACAAAAAAUUAUAAAAUACAUGAGUGAACCUAAAUUGCCUGAUGUUUCUAGUGGUAAUAAUAGCACGGAUGGUAAUACAUUGAUAAUUCCGUCCAGUGCCGAUUUAUUUAGAACCUAUAGAUUCAUCUUGCAACAAACUUUUCAACUUUUAGAUGAAAAUAGCAACAAAGAGCAGUUAAUUUUUGACUUGGCUAGUUUUUUCCAGCGUUGGCUUAUUGAGUAUACUGAAAAGAUUUUAAGUCCUAUAAAUUUUCUUAAUCCAGCUGUUAACACAAGUGAUUCUUCUCCUGAUAAAAAAUCCAUAAUCAAAUAUACCGUUUUACUAAUAAAUACAUCAGACUAUUGUUCCACCACCAUUGAUGAACUAGUGCAAAAGUUAAGUGAGUACGUACCAAAUUCAAUAGAGAAAUUGGAGACUAUUUUUGCAAAGGCAAAAGACAAAAAUAGUGUGCUAAUAGCCAAUGGGUUGCAGACAUUAAUGAGUAAAGUAGUUGUCCCGGACUUACAGUUUGUUUGGAGAGAAUUUAGCAAUAUGGAUUGGGCUAACAUUACUAUUGAAGAUUAUAGUCGUUAUAUGGUUUCGUUGCAGAAAAUAUUAGGCAAUGAUAAUAAUAAUAAUAAUAAUAAUAAUGUUAAGGGUAGUAGUGGUAAUAAUAGUGUAUCCAUAGGAGAGAACCCUUUGAUCCAAAUAGUUAAUUAUUUUAAUAAAGAUAUUUAUGUUUGGAAUUUAUGGAAUAGAAUUAUUACGCACAUAUGUGAUUCAUUUUUAUUCAAUAUUGUGAAAAUAUUGGAGCCUUCCGCACCAUUUGCACCCAGUGAUCCAAGUAUUAAAAGUAUUAAAUUUAAGAAUGAAGCAGUCGUUAUUAAUAUUGGAGAACAGCUAUUAUUGGAUGCGGAAUUGUUAAAAAAGACAUUACAUUCAAUACCAAACUCGUUUGGUAACAGUGCUUCUUCUCCAAUAACUUCUUCUUCUUCAGCAAAAAAAAGGGCAGAUAGUUAUGUAGAUAGUAGUUUGGAUCCUAUAAUUAAUUUUAUUAAACUAUUAAUUGCACCAGCGGAUAAUCCAAAAGUCUACCAAGAACUGUUUUUAAGACUAACUAAUAAUUGUAUAAAUCCAGCUGUCUGGUCUUAUAUUUUAUGUUUGAAAAGUGUUGCAUGGAAUUUAGAUAAAUGGGUUCUAUUAUGGGGUAACGGGUUUCAAAAAGGCAAUAUAUCGGAUUGGUUUGUUUUUUCAAGGCCUACGGUUUCUUCGCAUUUCGUUUAUUUUAAUAAUCAAUUACUUAAUAUUACAGAUCCAAAAUGGAAGAAAUUUAUAAAUGGUUCAUUAAGAGUCAUUCCUAUUAAAACACGGGUAUCUAGUAAUAACAGUACAAGAAACAUUGCUUCUCCUACGUUGCAACAACAGAGCAACUUACAAAAAUUAGGAUCGAGAUUAUUCAAUAGGUAA